This is a messenger RNA of Parnassius mnemosyne (clouded apollo), 1791 nucleotides long. NCBI's taxonomy places the organism in Eukaryota, Metazoa, Arthropoda, Insecta, Lepidoptera, Papilionidae. The record is from the annotation of a GenBank genome assembly.
AUGGCUGCCCAAGUCCAUAUGACGGAUAGCGACAUAGCAAGAAUUUUAGAGUUUGAUGGCAAUGAUUCUACCGUUGAAGGCCUUUCUGACGAUGACUUCGAAGGCAGUCAAGAUCUUGAACCACGCCUGGAAGAGCUGGAGGAUGAAGGUUCAAACGACGACUCGAGCGAUGAUGACGUACCAUUGGCUGCUGUUGCUGCUCGUCAGACUUCAAGUCGUCGACUAUAUUUCAAGCAUGAAAAUGAUUUCACUCCAUAUCCACCAGGCAUGUACUGUCAACCUUUAGCUGCAAGUCGCGUUAAUUUGUUACAAGAACCAAUUGAAUAUUUUUUGAGAUAUAUUCCUGAAGUAAUGUUUGAAAUAAUAAGUAAUUAUUCAAACCAGACAUACUUAUUGAAGAAAGGUCAAAAUCUGAACACAACUAAGGAAGAAAUUAAAUUGUUUUUUGGCAUAUCUAUAGCUAUGAGUUAUUUGGGCUUGCCAAGGAUUAGAAUGUAUUGGGCAAACAGGACAAGGGUUGCAAUGAUAGCAGACCGCAUGACUAGAGACCGUUAUUUUAAAAUUCGGACAAAUUUGAAACUUGUAAAUGAUCUUGAGGUGGAUGAAGCAUCCAAGCAAAAUAAAUUCUGGAAAGAUAACCCUUUGAUCAAAACUGUGAGAAAAGCUCACCUAGAAACUCCCAGAUCUCAACAUAUUAGUGUAGAUGAGCAGAUGAUACCCUUUUGGGGUCAAGUAUCAAUGCGGCAGUUCAUAAGAGGAAAACCAAACCCCUGUAGUUUAAAAAACUUCGUGUGCACUACUCCAGAUGGUGUGCCUUUAGACUUCUUCAUGUAUGAGGGCAAAGGAGAUACAAUACUCACAACCAAUGAAGCUGAAGUUCUUGAUAUUGGCGGAAAAGUUGUGCUGAAGUUAUCUGAAACUUUGCCUGAAGGAGUUAAGUUAUACAUGGACAGAUACUUUACAUCAUUGGAUUUACUGGACAAAUUACGUUCAAAGAAGAUGCAGGCAACAGGUACUCUUAGAAAGGCAAACAUACCUAAAAACUGCAAUUUCAAAACUGACAAUGAGUUGAGAAAACAAGGACGUAGUUCUUCGGAUCAACUCGUUCGCAGUGACGGUAAUGUGGCAUGUCUAAAGUGGUUUGAUAAUAAACCAGUAAUAAUGGCAUCAUCUGUUGAUUCCAAAGAACCCAUCAACAAAUGCAGACGUUGGUGUAAAAAAACUAAACAGUAUAUCCAAAUUGACAGACCAUUUGCAAUAGAGCAAUAUAAUAACAUGAUGGGCGGUGUAGAUAUGUUGGACAGGGUCAUCAGUUUUUACAGAAUUAGAGCACGUUCCAAAAAAUGGACUGUUCGUCUGAUUUUCCACUUCUUUGACUUUGCGGCAGCUGCUGGAUGGCUUGUAUACAGGAAUGAAGCUAAAUUGUUAGAAUGCCCUAAAAAAAACAUUUUGGACUACUUGGAGUUCAAAGUGCAAAUUGCAAAUUCAUUACUUUAUUCUACACCAGCGAGGGAACAGAUACACAUAAUUCAUGAAGUAGAUUCAGACGACUCAACAGAAGAAGCACAACCUUGGAGCCGUAAAAGAAAAUGUAUACCUCAACCUCCAGUUCAACUGAGGACAGCCAUGGCUGGUCAUUUGCCAUUGAUUGAUGAACAAAAUGACAAUCACAGAUGCCGAAUGCCAGGAUGUAAAAGCAAGAAAGCUAGAGUGUUUUGCUCUACUUGUAACAUGCAUUUAUGCCUUGUAGUAGGACGAAAUUGCUACAAACGCUAUCAUGAAUCUGUCUAA